AUGGCGAAUAAUCCUCCCCAGUCCUCUGGUGCCCAGUUUCGGCCGAUGGUUCCUGGGCAACAACAGGCUCAGCAUUUUGUCCCUACAGCUUCACAGCCUUAUCAUCCCUAUGGACAUGUACCUCCAAAUGUUGGGAUGCCAGGGGCUCCCCAGUAUUCUCAGCCGAUACAGCAGCUCUUUCCAGUGAGACCAGGUCAGCCCGGGCAUAUUCCAUCAUCAUCACAGGCUGUAUCAGUGCCAUAUAUUCAAACGAACAAGAUCCUCACAUCUGGAUCUACUCAACCACAGCCAAAUGCACCUACAGUGACAGGCUUUGCUCCACCUGGUCCUCCGUUUUCUUCCUCAUAUACGUUUGUACCAUCAUCUUAUGGUCAGCAACAACCACCACCCUUGGUCCAACCAACUUCGCAGAUGCAUGCAGCCGGUGUCUCUCCUGCUGCAAACUCUAGGGCUGUUCCUGUAAAUCAAAUGGAGCAGACUGGACAACAAACACCAGUCGCAGUUUCCACAGAUCAAGGAAGCCUGACUCCGCAAUCUGCAUCUGAUUGGCAGCAGCAUACAUCUGCUGAUGGGAGAGAGUAUUAUUAUAACAAGCGGACUAAACAGUCAAGUUGGGAAAAACCUCUUGAACUGAUGACACCACUUGAGAGGGCUGAUGCAUCAACUGUAUGGAAGGAAUUUACAACAGCUGAAGGAAGGAAAUAUUAUUAUAACAAGGUUACAAAGGAGUCUAAGUGGACAAUUCCAGAUGAUUUGAAGUUAGCUCGGGAACAAGCUCAGCUAGCUAGUGCAAAGAAGCCCCUCUCAGAAGCUGGAUCUAAGUCUCCGUCCCAUAUUGUUGCAUCCUCAUCUGAUCUAGCGGCUAGCACCGUUGUGACCUCUGUUGUUCCCAGCACUUCUUCAACAUUUCCUGGGCAGUCUUCAAGCCCUAUUCCAGCAGGUUUGGCUGUACCUGUUGCUCCUGUUACUCCAACGUCUGCUGCAACUAGUGAUACUGAGGCUACUGCAAUGAAAGCGGAUAAUUUACCGUCUCAGGGGACAGAUCAUUCAAAUGAUGGAGCUACAGCACAAAACAACAAGGUUGAGAAUAAGGAAAUGCUGGUGAACGGAAAAGCCAAUCUGACACCUGCUGGUGAGGAGCCCAUGGUAUAUGCAACUAAGCAGGAGGCCAAAGCUGCUUUCAAGUCUCUUUUGGAAUCUGUUAAUGUUCAUUCCGACUGGACAUGGGAACAGGCAACGAAAGAGAUUGUUAAUGACAAAAGAUAUGGUGCUUUGAGGACACUCGGUGAGCGGAAACAAGCUUUUAACGAGUAUCUUGGUCAAAGAAAAAAAGUUGAAGCUGAGGAAAGGCGAAGGAGACAGAAGAAAGCUCGGGAAGAAUUUGUCAAGAUGCUGGAGGAGUGUGAAGAACUUUCGUCAUCCAUGAAAUGGAGCAAAGCGAUGAAUUUGUUUGAAAAUGAUGAGCGCUUUAAAGAUGUUGAACGUCCAAGGGAUCGUGAAGAUCUAUUUGACAAUUACAUUGUGGAACUUGGGAGGAAGGAAAGAGAAAAGGCAGUGGAGGAACAUCGGCAAAAUAUGGCAGAAUAUCGGAAGUUUCUUGAAACUUGUGACUAUAUCAAAGUUGGUUCCCAAUGGCGCAAAAUUCAAGAUAGAUUGGAAGAUGAUGAAAGAUGCUCAUGUCUUGAAAAGAUAGAUCGUCUGAUUGGUUUUGAGGAAUACAUUCUUGACCUAGAGAAGGAAGAAGAAGAGCUGAGGAGGGUAGAGAAAGAACAUGUAAGGCGGGCUGAGAGAAAAAACCGUGAUGCAUUUCGUACACUAUUGGAAGAACAUGUUGCUGCUGGCAUCCUUACUGCCAAGACGUACUGGAGGGAUUAUUGCAUUGAGUUAAAAGACUUGCCCCAAUACCAAGCUGUUGCAUCUAAUACAUCUGGCUCAACUCCAAAAGACUUGUUUGAAGAUAUCACAGAAGAAUUAGAGAAACAGUAUCAUGAGGAUAAGAGUCGCGUAAAAGAUGCUAUGAAGUUACGGAAGGUCUCCAUGGUCUCCUCGUGGAUGCUUGAAGAUUUUAAAUCUGCUGUUUCAGAAGAUCUCAGUCCUCAACCAAUAUCAGACAUAAAUUUGAAGCUUGUAUAUGAUGACUUGCUUGAGAGAGUGAAGGAAAAAGAAGAAAAGGAGGCCAGAAAGCUUCAGCGUCUGGCUGAAGAAUUUACCAAUCUGUUGCACACUUUCAAGGAAAUAAACGCAGCUUCAAAUUGGGACGACUUCAAACAACAAAUUGAAGAAAGUCAAGAGUUCAGAUCAAUUGGAGAUGAAAGUGUCCCUAAGACGAUAUUGUUAUGGACUUCUCAGAGUAGAAAAGAGAAGGAAAGGGAGGAGAAAGAGAAGCGAAAAGAAAAGGAGAAGGAGAGAAGGGAAAAGGAAAGAGAACGUGAAAAAGAGAGGGGGAAAGAGAGGAGUAAAAGGGAAGAAUCAGAUGGUGAGGUGAGUGAAGGUCAUAAAGAGGAGAAAAGAAAAGGAAAAGAUCGAGAGAGAAAACAUAGGAGACGGCACCACAAUUCUGACGAAGAUGUCAGUUCUGAUAGGGAUGACAGAGAAGAGUCAAAGAAGUCCCGUAAACAUGGUAAUGAUCGCAAAAAAUCAAGAAAGCAUGCAAUUUCCCCUGAAUCAGAGAGUGAAAGUCGGCAUAAAAGACAGAAGAAGGAGCAUCGUGAGAGUAGUCGGCGAAGUGGAAAUGAGGAGCUAGAGGAUGGAGAGGUUGGGGAGGAUGGGGAAAUCCGACUUUAA
Messenger RNA from Arabis nemorensis, 2784 nucleotides. The record is from the annotation of a GenBank genome assembly. NCBI's taxonomy places the organism in Eukaryota, Viridiplantae, Streptophyta, Magnoliopsida, Brassicales, Brassicaceae.